AUGGCAACACAUUCAUCAUCAUUAUCAUCCUCUGUAUCAAUAUCACCAUCAAUUUCAUCAUCAUCAAUAUCUAACCACCACCAACAACAGCAACAACCAACAUCAUCACGUAGACAAAGCAACAGUCACGAAUUGGAGGAUAGAUACGGCGAUACAACAUUAUAUCCAUGUCCAUCAAAGUUUGAAAAAAUUGUACCAUUGGAUGAAAGAUAUAUUACACAUACUGUUUUUUUAAAAAAUAAAUCAUCAGAAACUACAUUUAUUGGAUUAUUAACAUCAAAAAAAUUUUAUAAAGUAGAUUCAGAUACAUUAAAAAAAAUAUGGACAAUAGAUUUAUUUGACAUGCAUUCGAUUGAGGGUGAUGAAUCACCCGAUCCAAAAACCCUAAGAAUAGUAUAUCAUGUCAAACAACAACAGACACCAAACCAAAGUGGACAACAAUUUGACCCAAAUCACCAUCAUCACCAAAAUAUAAAUGAUAGCAAUAACCCAGAACUAUCACCACCAGAUUCACCAACCAUUCAAUCACGUAUUUCAACUAGUAUGGCGAAAAGAUCAUCCAAUGAUAAUUAUAUGGCAGAAAAGAUAUUAAUAGCAGAGUCAGAGGAAACCAGAGAUCAAUGGUUAAUUUCAUUAAGAUUAUUAACAAGACAAACCUUUCAAAAAUAUUUCGAGGCUUCUUUUAUACCCGCACCUGCAAUUUAUCAACUACAUGUUUAUGCAUACAAAACAAAUAGAAAGGGUAAAAACCAAGUAAGAUGUAUUUUAAUUUCAACAGAAAGAUGUUAUAACAUAAGUAUCAAGACCCCAUCUUUAGAAAUUGGCAAAGUUAAAUGGUCAUUCCCUAUAGGAAAUUUAAAAUCACUCUCAACCUUUAAAAAUGCACCAAAUACAUUAGUUUUAAUUUUAGAUAAUAAAGAGAAUACAAAGGUUAAAGAACAACAACAGUUUAUAUUAAAGGAUCAAAUUGAAAGAAAUUUAUUAAUAAAUGAAAUUAGGAGAAUAUUUUUAAAGAUUACAAAACAACAUUUAACAAAAGAUGAAAAGGAUGAAUUCCCAAAAAAAGCAAGCAAGCCACUAGGCAAAUUUAUUUAA
This is a messenger RNA of Dictyostelium purpureum, 1095 nucleotides long. RefSeq lists its product as uncharacterized. NCBI's taxonomy places the organism in Eukaryota, Evosea, Eumycetozoa, Dictyosteliales, Dictyosteliaceae. The transcript is spliced from 3 exons. The record is from RefSeq and is a predicted model, not a curated record. Bases 1 to 1095 code for a protein of 364 amino acids.